Molecule: messenger RNA, 153 nt
Organism: Racocetra persica
Lineage: Eukaryota; Fungi; Glomeromycota; Glomeromycetes; Diversisporales; Gigasporaceae
Source: the annotation of a GenBank genome assembly
UUACUAUGUCUCUUGAGCGAAAUAAGUAUCCUGAAAAUAAUCCUUUUUCACUUAAACAAAACAAUACUAAAUAUACAUAUAAUAUUAUUAAUGAAGGGUAUUAUCCUCCAAAAAAUAUACUAUGUUAUACCUCAAAUCACAAUACUGGUAGUA